AUGGGAAGCAUAGCACAAGAAUCAACAGUUGCCCCCGUCUUGCGGGUUGGUAUAAUAGGUUGCGGCGAAAUAUCACAAGUUGCGCAUAUUCCAAAUAUCAACUUCCUGAGCCAUCGCUUCCGAACAACGUACCUCUGUGACAUUUCCCCAGAAUCAUUGCGCCACUGUGCUCAGAGAGUUCUUAGUGAGACACCCAAGCUCACAUCCAGCGCAAAAGAGCUCUGUUCCUCCCCUGAUGUCGACGUUGUGAUCAUUGCCAAUGCCGAUGUGUUUCAUGUUGAACAUGGAAUAUAUGCUCUUCAAAGCGAUAAAUACUGCUUGAUCGAAAAGCCAGCGUCAAUUUGCUUUCGCGACAUUGACAGACUUAUCGAGGCUGAGAAGACUUCGCAGGGCAGGGUAUUUGUUGGAACUAUGCGACGCUAUGCGCCUGCUUUCCUCAAUGCUGUCAAAGAAGUAGGCGGCAUGGAAAAGAUUACAUAUGCUCGAGUGAGGGACAUUAUUGGACCUAAUGCUACCUUUGUCAACCAAUCGUGCACAUUUCCUCAACGGUUUAACGACGUCUCAGAGCUGGAUUCUGAAGACAGAGUGAGAAGGGAAAAUGACAUUUAUGAACAGGCCCUCUGCAAAGAAUUCGGCUUGAAGGACACACCAGAAACACAGAGAAUGUUACGAGUGCUUGGAGCGCUAGGAACGCACGAUUUAUCGGCUAUGCGUGAGAUGAUUGGUAUGCCUGAAGGCGUUGCAGGAGCGUAUCUCAAGAUUCCUGGCAUUUUCAGUGUUCUCUUCAAAUAUAACGGCUUUCCCGUCACAUAUGAGUCCGGUUUGAGUGAAGUCCCACAGUUCGACGCACAUAUCGAAAUUUAUUCGCCAGCAAAGAUUGUGCGCGUCGAUUUCGACACGCCCUAUGUGAGGGGCCUUCCAGUGACUGUGACCGUACGCGAGAAAAUCGGAAAUGGAGGCUUUCAAGAAAGAAAAAUCCGCAAAACUUACGAAGACGCUUAUACUCUUGAACUUUUGGACUUCUAUGACUGUGCUGUUAAUAGGAAGACUCCAAAGAGCAGUGCACAGGAUGCAAGGCAGGAUAUAGAAUUGUUCAAGAUGAUUAUGAUAGCAGGAUUCGGCCCGUGA
Messenger RNA from Talaromyces amestolkiae, 1128 nucleotides. RefSeq lists its product as uncharacterized. Bases 1 to 1128 code for a protein of 375 amino acids. Gene Ontology annotation, cellular component: cytoplasm. Gene Ontology annotation, biological process: NADPH regeneration. The transcript is spliced from 2 exons. Lineage: Eukaryota; Fungi; Ascomycota; Eurotiomycetes; Eurotiales; Trichocomaceae. Gene Ontology annotation, molecular function: nucleotide binding; oxidoreductase activity. The record is from RefSeq and is a predicted model, not a curated record.